Molecule: messenger RNA, 1716 nt
Organism: Clonostachys rhizophaga
Lineage: Eukaryota; Fungi; Ascomycota; Sordariomycetes; Hypocreales; Bionectriaceae
Source: the annotation of a GenBank genome assembly
AUGCUCUCCAGGAAGUUCAGUGCAGCUGCCGCCCGUGGCCUGCGUCAGCAGCGUGGUCUUGCUACCGCCACCCUGGCAACAUUCCAAACUCCCAAGGUCUUGAACGAACCAAACCAACACUAUGCCAAGGGCAGCCAGCAACGGGCCGACCUGACUGCUGCCGUUGAGAAGCUCCAGAAGCAGAGCCCUUGGACCGUCCCCGUCGUUGUCGGUGGCCAGGAGAUCAAGACAUCCGCUGUGUCGCAGCAGUUCAACCCAGCUGACCACGCCUCGCCCGUGGCCUCAUACCACACCGCAACCCCCGCCGAUGUCUCCAAGGCGAUCGACUCUGCCCUGGCCGCUAAGCCAGCAUGGGAGGCUCUUCCAUUCGCCGACCGUGCUGCCGUCUUCCUCAAGGCUGCUGAUCUCAUCGCCAACAAGUACCGUUAUGACAUCAUGGCCGUCACCAUGCUCGGCCAGGGCAAGAAUGCCUGGCAGGCCGAGAUUGAUGCUGCGGCCGAGCUGGCUGAUUUCCUCCGCUUCAACGUUGCCUACGCCGAGGAGCUCUACAACCAGCAGCCCCAGCACAACACCCCUGGUGUCUGGAACAGACUCGAGUACCGUCCCUUGGAGGGUUUCGUGUACGCCGUGACCCCCUUCAACUUCACAGCCAUUGCUGGUAACCUGCCUGGCGCACCCGCCCUGCUAGGUAACGUCGUUGUCUGGAAGCCCAGCGACUCUGCCAUCCUCUCCAACUGGCUGGUUUACAAGAUUCUCCUCGAGGCCGGCCUGCCCAAGGAUGUCAUCCAGUUCGUCCCCGGUAACCCCGAGGAGGUGACCAAGGUCGUUCUCGGCCACAAGGAGUUCGCUGCCCUUCACUACACUGGCAGCACUGCCGUCUUCCGCAAGCUGUACGGCGCCAUUGGCCAGGGUGUUGCUGAGGGACGUUAUAGGUCCUACCCUCGAAUUGUGGGCGAGACUGGCGGCAAGAACUUCCACCUGAUCCAUCCCUCUGCCGACGUCGACAACGCUGUGAUUCAGACCGUCCGUGGAGCCUUUGAGUUCCAGGGCCAGAAGUGCAGUGCCACCUCUCGUCUCUAUGUCCCCAAGUCCCUCUGGCCCGAGUUCAAGCAGAAGCUUGUCGCUGAGAUCAAGAACAUCGCCAUUGGCGAGCCCUGGACUCACAGCAACUUCAUGGGCCCCGUGAUCCACAACGCUUCGUUCAAGAAGCUCUCGGGUGCCAUUGACGCCGCGAAGAAGGACAGCGGGCUUGAGCUUGUCGUCGGCGGAACCUACGACUCCUCCAAGGGUUACUUCAUCCACCCUACCGUUUACGAGGCCAAGGACCCAGCCCACCCAUACUUUUCUACCGAGUUCUUCGGUCCCAUCCUCACAACUUACGUCUACGACGACGCAGCCCCCAACGGCUUUGAGAAGGCUGCCGAGCUCGUUGACACCACCUCCGAGUACGGACUCACUGGCUCCAUCUUCGCCCAGGACCGAAAUGCCAUCCGUUUCGCUGAGGAGAAGCUGCGCAACGCCGCUGGCAACUUCUACGUGAACUGCAAGAGCACUGGUGCCGUCGUUGGGCAGCAGGCAUUCGGAGGUGCCCGGGCCAGCGGUACUGACGACAAGGCCGGCAGCUCCAACUUGCUGACACGGUUCGUCAACAUCAGGGCCAUCAAGGAGGAGUUCAACCCUACCCUCAAGGUCACAUACCCUAGCAAUGAGGUUUAG